Messenger RNA from Angiostrongylus costaricensis, 282 nucleotides. Lineage: Eukaryota; Metazoa; Nematoda; Chromadorea; Rhabditida; Metastrongylidae. The record is from the annotation of a GenBank genome assembly.
AUGGGUGACGAGUAUGAAAUGAUGGGAGAACUACCCAAUGAAGCCCCACCUCCACCAGCACCACCACCACCACCACCACCACCACCACCACCACCACCCCCUCCACCGCAUCCACCAGCAGAUCACCUAAAUGCACUGAAGAAAACGCCUUUAAAUCCGAGCACUGCUCCUACACCAGCAACUAGUUCAAAACACGAUAAACUUACCACAGCAAAGGGAAAGAAAAGAGGUGGUUCAAAAGCUACCACUACUGGGACGACGCAGGGAUCAACCGAGGAGUGA